CUGAUAAGGACAUGUGAAGCACAAUUGAAGAAGCACCGAUUAUCAAUAUUUUGUCUUUUUCACUUCUUAGUAUCCUUUGAGAUGGAAGGAAGAAAGACAGGCUUAUGGUAAAUCCUGGUGAAUAUUCAUGGGAGGUCAGCAAGUGUUGGCCUGAUUAAGACUGGUAAAAAAACAGGGUGCUUCAUCUCUGAUUGUAAUGAUGAGGAUGAAGUUCCCAAAACGUUAUGUCAUAGUAUUGCUGACAUUCAUCUGCACCAAUGUUUGCUACAUUGAGCGUGUGGGCUUCUCAAUUGCUUACACUAUAGGAGCUGAUGCCAUCGGUGUGAAUCAAGCAAACAAGGGCAUGAUACUCUCUAUGUUCUAUUGUGGUUAUGUUUUGUCACAGAUUCCUGGUGGAUGGGCAGCACAGAGAAUAGGAGCACAGGGUUUCAUAUUUCCUUCCAUUCACACUGUUCUGGCGCAAUGGGUGCCACCACAGGAGCGUUCUCGCUCGGUGUCUCUUACUACCUCAGGGAUGUAUCUUGGUGCAGCCUGUGGCAUGCUUUUCUUUCCAAGUCUGGUGAAGCACAUGGGACCCCAGUCAGUUUUCUUUGUUGAAGCAGUAUUGGGAGUAGCAUGGUCUGUAGUAUGGUUGAAAUUUUCCAGUGAUCCACCUCGUACUGAUCUUCCAAAGGUGGCAAUGCCAAAAGUGGCAUCUCGAGACAUGAUUAAGGCACAAGCAGGAGGGGUUGUCGCACCUCGCACUGUAAAGAUCCCAUGGCGAAGGAUAAUAUUCAGUCUACCCGUUUGGGCCAUUGUUGUAAACAACUUCACCUUCCACUAUGCCCUGUACGUUCUUAUGAACUGGCUCCCUACUUAUUUUGAGCUAGGCCUUCAGCUCAGCCUCCAGGAUAUGGGUUCCUCAAAGAUGCUUCCCUAUUUCAACAUGUUCAUUUUUUCCAAUAUCGGUGGAGUGGUUGCUGAUCACUUGAUUACAAGAAGGAUAUUGUCUGUUACCAAAACAAGGAAGCUCCUGAACACUAUCGGGUUCGUUGUUUCAGCUAUUGCGCUUAUGGCCCUUCCUUCAUUCAGUACUCCCUCUGGCACUGUAAUCUGUUCAGCGAUAUCUCUUGGUUUUCUGGCUCUAGGAAGAGCAGGGUUUGCUGUAAAUCAUAUGGAUGUUGCUCCAAAGUUUGCAGGGAUAGUAAUGGGGGUCUCAAAUACAGCUGGGACACUAGCUGGAAUUGUUGGUGUCGGCCUCACCGGAAAUAUUCUGGAGGCGGCAAAGGCUUCUAACAAGGAUCUAACAAGCUCAGAAACCUGGAAAACAGUCUUCUUUGUUCCAGCAUACCUUUGUAUUUUCAGUUCUGUCAUUUUUUUGAUUUUUUCGACCGGUGAAAAGAUUUUCGAAUAAAGGAUGAUUAUUUUUUGCAUCUACUUUUCUUCUCAUUUAUGGUGAGGCAGGAUAUCAACACUGGAAUCUCACAUGUAUCUGUAGCAUUUGUCACUUUUCAGAGUUCAGACCAUAUCCCCACACAUGUAUACAAACUAAGUUAGAAACAAUCACGCAUUUCUGUAGUA
Phragmites australis (common reed) is the source of this 1560-nucleotide messenger RNA. Its product is annotated as probable anion transporter 7. The transcript is spliced from 2 exons. Gene Ontology annotation, molecular function: transmembrane transporter activity. The record is from RefSeq and is a predicted model, not a curated record. Gene Ontology annotation, biological process: transmembrane transport. NCBI's taxonomy places the organism in Eukaryota, Viridiplantae, Streptophyta, Magnoliopsida, Poales, Poaceae. Bases 197 to 1393 code for a protein of 398 amino acids.